AAGUAAAUAGUAAAUAGUAGUGGACAGUACACAGCCAGUCAACAGAAAUGGCAGGCAUCACAGACCACGAUGCAAUGGGCGAAAAGGCCGAGAUGAGCCACGAGGAAGUGGUCCAUCUGACCCAGCUCACAGAGGAAGAGAAGCGGAUUGAGAAGAAACUGCGACUGCGCAUCGACAGUCUGAUCAUGCCGCUGGUGAUUCUCGUCUAUCUGCUCAACUACAUUGAUCGUAACAAUUAUGCGGCCGCCAAACUCCAAGGCCUCGAAGAAGACCUCAAUCUCGACGAUCAGAAAUACCAAACCGGUCUCUCCAUUCUCUUCGUCGCCUAUAUCCUCAUGCAGGUCCCCUCCAAUCUCCUUCUCAACUACAUGGGCCGUCCUUCGCUCUAUCUCGGCUUCUUCACUGCUGCUUGGGGAUUGGUGUCUGCUCUGACCAGCCAGGUCAAGGGAUACGGAGGCAUUGUCGCCUGUCGCUUCAUCCUCGGUCUGGUCGAGGCCCCUUUCUUUGCUGGUGUCCUCUUCUAUCUCUCCAAAUGGUACACCAAGAAAGAACUCGCCUUUCGCAUGUCCAUCUUCUACUCGGGCUCUCUCUUCUCCGGCGCCUUUGGCAACCUCAUCGCCGCCGGUAUCCUCAACGGCCUCGAAGGCCACCGCGGCCUCUCCUCCUGGCAAUGGCUGUACAUCAUCGAAGGCGCCAUCACCAUCGCCGUCGGCCUCGCCAUCAUGGCCAUCCUCCCCGACUUCCCAGACACCUGGCGGCUCCUCGACCCGGAAAUGAAACACGUCGCCAACCGACGUCUCGCCAUCGAAGCCGCCGAAGCCGACGUCGACCAAGCAGGCAAAAUGAGCCAAAUCCACGGCAUGAAACUCGCCUUCACCGACGUCAAGACCUACGUCCUCGCCAUCGCCUACAUGUCCAUCACCGGCGCCAGCGGGUUCCAAAACUUCUUCCCUACCCUCACCGAAACCCUCGGCUACACCAAGAUCAUCUCGCUGCUUCUCGUCGCGCCCCCCUACAUCUUCAUGGUCGGCUACUCCCUCGCCCACUCCUACCUCUCCGACAAAUACAGCAACCGCUUCUGGUUCUUCGUCUACCCCAUCCCCAUCACCAUCGUCGGCUUCGUCAUCUUCAUGGCCACCGAGUCCUUCGGUCCCCGCUACUUCUCCUUCUUCCUGAUGGUGUUUGUCUUCGCGCAGAACGGCACCGUCUACUCCUGGAUCGCGAACGCUAUCCCCCGUCCCCCUGCAAAGCGAGCCGCCGCAUACGCAUUCAUCAACUCGGUCGGAAACUCGGCCAGUAUCUGGACGCCUUUUACGUACCGCGAGAAGGAUGCGCCGUUUUACCGUCCCGCGCUGGGGGUGUGUAUUGCGCUGCAGGUGGUUGGGCUGGUCAUGGCGUUAUUCAUGUAUGUGCAUCUGCGUGGGCUGAAUAAGAGACUGGAUAGAUUGGAAGAUGAGGAUGUGAUUCUUACGGACGAGGAGAUAAAGAGAUUGCAGCAUACGGCGGAGGUGGAGGGAAUUGAUAUUGCGGCUGCCAGACGGUUGCAGAAGGGAUUCAGAUAUAUGAUUUGAUUUAAUUAAUAGUAGUUUACAUAGUGAAUUGUGAACAGUGAUGUGACAUGAUGAUAUUUAAAUGUUCGAUUGCAAUGUAACGUUAAUUCGGGUGGCGACAAAUCGAUUACAUCAACACAUCCAAAGUAUCGACGGAAGUAUCGACGGUUUGAAUUUACUUUUAUUCAAUUAACCUCGGAAAUCUUUCUCCUGCUGUCUGAUAUCAUACCUAUUAUUUUCAUCAUUUUCAACAUGUGUAUCGCCGUGUUAUCGACCGCUCAUCCAGACUAUCGCCUCAUCAUCGUCAACAACCGCGACGUA
Aspergillus wentii DTO 134E9 is the source of this 1871-nucleotide messenger RNA. RefSeq names its product putative MFS transporter. Gene Ontology annotation, biological process: transmembrane transport. Gene Ontology annotation, cellular component: membrane. The record is from RefSeq and is a predicted model, not a curated record. Bases 48 to 1571 code for a protein of 507 amino acids. NCBI's taxonomy places the organism in Eukaryota, Fungi, Ascomycota, Eurotiomycetes, Eurotiales, Aspergillaceae. The transcript has 2 exons. Gene Ontology annotation, molecular function: transmembrane transporter activity.